AGUGGUCUGUGAACAAAAUGACGUUUAUCACGGUUGUUUGUUGCUGCAAAGUGCAGAGUUGUUAGAAUUUUCGUAAUUAUUUUCACGUUUUCAAUAUGAUCAAUAUAAAUAGGAAAGUUUUUGAAAUUGUGAAGUUUACGUCCGUGUAAUUUAAUUCAGAAAUAAAUGUGUUCUUUACAUUUUUGUUACUAUUUCAUACAAAAUGGCUGUUUGCGGAUUGAGGACAGUGUUGUUGAUUGUCUGCAUUCUUGAGUUGAUUAUCACAAUACAGAGGCAAAUUUUCGACUUCUUAGGAUAUAUGUGGUUGCCCAUCAUUGCAAAUUUCAUUAAUAUUUUGCUAAUUAUAUUUGGAUGUUUUGGUGCUGUACAGUAUGUAACAAAGUACCUAUUGUCUUAUGCAAUAUGGAGUGUCAUGUGGUUAACAUGGAACAUAUUUCUGAUAUGCUACUACUUAAAUUUGGGCACACUCAACAGGGAAAGUGGCCUGCUAUCACUAGGUACCGGUAGUGUGAGUUGGUGGGAAGGCAAUGGCUGGGGCUGCCAGUCAGUGUGGGGCGAGGUGGACGGCCCGGGCUCCUGGAGGCCCACCCGUGUCGAGGGGUGCCUCGUGCAGUGGCAUUACAUUGAACUGGGGCAGUCAGCACUGGCUGCUUUCUUAACCCUCAUGGCAUUGCCACUGACAAUCGUUUCUACACACAGAUCUUUCAAUAGAAAGAAAUCUACUGAUAACAAAGGAACGUUGCCGCGCCGGCCGGUGUAUACCAUAGAGCUGAAGCCGACAGAGGUGGCGUGUGAGAGCUCUCUGAAGCCGAUGACGCCGCGGCGCGUGAAGCGGCGCUCCGGCUCGCGCGGCGGCUCCUCGCGGCGCUCGCGGCGGUCGCACCGGACCUCCGCCUACCACGCCAGCACGUCCAGCCUGCCGCGCGACCCCCGCCUCUCCAGACCCACAUCCGCCCACUCCUCCUACUCAAACUUCCACGCAGCCCGCCCCGCAUCAUACCACGCAGCAGCCGACACGUUGUCCAAAGCCCCGCGCGCGCUGCCUCAGGACGUGCCCGAGCCGCCGCCGCCGGCCGAAACUGUCCCCAUCAUGACUAAGGGGUACGAGAACUCGCGCUGGCACGACAUGAGCCCGGGCUACGACGUGGUGGGGCCGUACCACGAGCCCGCGUACCACAACGUGGGCUACGAGGCGCGGAACCGGGGGUACGAGCACGAGGAUGGCAGGUUCGAGUCCCCGCCGUACGAGGGCGAGGGUUGGAAGGCGCCGCCGCCGCCCGCGCCGCCCUACUCCGCGCGCGCCACGCCGCUCGCGCCCGGCCCGCCCGCCUAUGACUUUAAUGUCUACAGUGAUUAGACCUAACUGGGCUCACAACGAGCUAGGGUAUAGUUAGAACUCAUUAUGUCAACAGCCCACCCCAAACAAAAGCUCUAAUGAAAUGGGGUUUUGACGUUCAGUCGAAUAGGUACUUACACAAUAAACCAACCUUUAAAAACACUUCCUUAUAGCUUUUGGCCAAGGCCCGGCUAGCUUGGUAGCUAAACGCAGUAACGUUAUGCGCUGUUGCAUAUUGUUAAGCAUGUUUCAUACAACUUGUAGGUUUACGAUCAAGUGCAUAUUUUAAUUCAAAAUGUACUUUGUACCUUUUAAACGUACCUUCAAUAUAAGUGCAAAUAGCAUUAAUUUAAAUAAUAUGUAGAAAUAAGUAUUUGCACAGAUGAUUCAUCUAUGAUGCAUACUUUAUAAAAUAUAAUUUCAUACAAUGUGCCUUAUACAUACAGUGAUAUUGUUUAUCAUACAACGAAGUUAUUCAGUAUAAUGAAUAUUAUAUCAAUUUUUUAUGUGCCUUUACAAGAAUCUCACAUAAGUAAUAAGCACUUCUAUAUUUUUUAUGAUUUAUAUAGGUAUUUGUUUUGUAUGCACACAUAUUAUAAGAAUGUGAUUAUUGUUGUGUUUAUACACAUGGUAAGAAUUAAUUGACACUGUAGGUACUUGUGGUUGUUAAUGUAUAUGAUACAUUCCUUUUAUAAUGUGUUCCUUGUCAUGUUUAAUUAGUUGGUUACGUUUAGUUAGACAUAGUUUUUCAAUAUCGUUAUGUAAACUAUUUUAGAUAUUUAUAAUACUAACAUUUCGACAAGAUUACGGCACGAUUGGUAUUUGAUUGUUUAUAAACUUGCACACUUUCUAAAAUUCGACCAAAUAUGUAUAUUCUUUACCGAGAGAGUCGUCGAGAUAUUCAAACAUUUCUGAAAUAAUAAUUAAAUUUAGAAAUACAGAUUUUAUACCGAAUUUGGAUGAAUUUGUAUUGGCAGAUAUUUUUAUGACCAAAUUAAGGAGAAGGGUACAACAGGAAGUUAGUUUAUAGUUAUUUUAAUCAUAAUUUAACGAUAUUAGUUUAUUGUGGCGGCCUCUUGCCAUUUGAGGAGAAUAGUAUUUAACAUUUUUUUAUUACACCUCAUUUUGAGGAAAUCAUUCCAUAUUUUUUACUGUGACUAUUGACUAUGUUUAAUGUACUUAUAUUAUAGUUUACUUAUCUUAAAUAUCUACACUAUGUAGACUCCGUCCGAUUAUUAAUUGUACUCUAAAUAAGGAUCUGAUAUAAUGUUGUUUAAGACACACUUACCUAGGGACCAUGAUUUACUUUUAAUGUUGAAAAAACGAGCUUUAUUAGUUAAGAAUUAUUAGAUUAUUUAGAAACCAAACUCUUGAGGUAAUUUUUAUACCAAAUAUACACAUGACUAGAA
Molecule: messenger RNA, 2745 nt
Organism: Plutella xylostella (diamondback moth)
Lineage: Eukaryota; Metazoa; Arthropoda; Insecta; Lepidoptera; Plutellidae
Gene: NKAIN
Product: Sodium/potassium-transporting ATPase subunit beta-1-interacting protein
Biological process (GO): regulation of sodium ion transport
Source: RefSeq, a predicted model, not a curated record